Messenger RNA from Mercurialis annua (annual mercury), 3204 nucleotides. Its product is annotated as probable serine/threonine-protein kinase SIS8. NCBI's taxonomy places the organism in Eukaryota, Viridiplantae, Streptophyta, Magnoliopsida, Malpighiales, Euphorbiaceae. The coding region runs from base 511 to 3006 and encodes 831 amino acids. Gene Ontology annotation, molecular function: ATP binding; protein kinase activity. The transcript is spliced from 17 exons. The record is from RefSeq and is a predicted model, not a curated record. Gene Ontology annotation, biological process: protein phosphorylation.
GGUGAAAAUCAAAAACGAAAGAAAAGAAAACUCCGUUCUCCUGACCUGCAACUGGUACAAAAUGAACACGAGUUAGAGAAGAACAUCUGGAGAUUAAAAAAAACAAAAAUUUAUUUUCGCUCAUUAAUUUCUUCAUUUGGUUUCAUUUCACCUGAUUCUGUUUUUAUUAAUUCUUCAAAAAAUUUGACAAUUCCUCACUAUUUUAUUGUGAAUGCGCGACCUCAAAAUGUAUUGGUAGAUCCAAGGCGAGACAGUGGAGUUAACGAUCCGGCAUAUUGAAGAGUUUCCGACGAGCGUGAGCCCUCCCGUCGGAUCUAGCUCGACGUGUUGGUCCGACGCUGACUAGGUUUCUCUAGGGCGGCGCGUGAGUGUAUAUUAGUUUAAUGGCAUCCGGCUUAGGGAAGUUGGAAAAUGAUGGAUUGUUUAGCUGUCUAAGAAUUUGUGCAUCGAGAGGAUCUUUUAUAGGGUAAAUUGUGGGGCCGAAAUGGUUGUGCAUUCAAAAUAUUUAAUAUGGAAGAGACGCGAGAUGACGAACAAGGGGCUUCGAAUUCUAAUGCUGCAUGGUGGGGCUCUGAUUUUAUUGACAAAUUUGAAUCUGUUUCUUUGCUUUCACCAGCAGAUGGUUUGAGUAAUAAGGAAUCGCCUAGGAAUUAUGAGGAUGAUGGAUUGUCUUCACAGAGUGCAUCGCAGAUUCUUUGGAGCACUGGGAUGCUUUCGGAACCGAUUCCGAAUGGUUUCUACUCUGUCAUACAGGAUAAAAAGCUAAAGGAGCUUUUUGAUAGUAUUCCAACUUUAGAUGAGCUCCUUGCUUUGGGUGCUGAGGGUUUCAAGGCUGAUGUAAUUUUUGUAGAUGCAAAGAAAGAUAAAAAAUUAUCUAUGCUAAAGCAACUGAUCAUGGCGCUGGUGAAAGGAUUGAACUCAAAUCCAGCUGCAAUGAUAAAAAAGAUUGCUGGAUUGGUUUCUGAUUUUUAUAAAAGAUCAAAUGUAGAAAGUCCAGCAAAAGCUACUCUGGAGGAAACCUCCUACCAAGUGUUUGAAAGUCGAGGUGUUCAGUUACUUGGGCAAAUAAAGCAUGGGUCUUGUCGUCCUCGAGCAAUCCUGUUUAAAGUUUUAGCGGAUACUGUAGGCCUUGAAAGUAGGCUAAUGGUGGGUUUUCCAAGUGACGGGAAUGUUGAAUAUGUGGACUCAUGCAAGCACAUGUCUGUCAUAGUUGUGCUGAAUUCUGUGGAAUUACUGGUUGAUCUUAUGCGGUUUCCUGGUCAGUUAAUACCCCUGUCAACCAGGGCAAUUUUUAUGACACACAUUUCAGCAGCAGGGGAAAGUGAUUCUGCGGAAAAUGAUUCUUGUGAUUCACCACUUGAACCUAACAGCCCUCUGUAUGGUUUUCCAGAAAGGGUGGACCCUGAUAGUGCUGAAAAAGAUGAAAGCCUGCAGUUCCAUCAGAAGCCAGAGACAGCUCCAAAUGUGUCAGGUCCUUCAUUGCGAAAUAUCAUGUUGCGGUCUGCUACCUACAUUGACAGAAAGAUGAGCUUAUCACACAGUGAGCCCAAUAUAGCAACAACCUUUUGGCGACGUAGCCGGAAAAAAGUCAUUGCUGAACAGCGUACUGCUAGUUCGAGGGAUCCUACCAAAACUCAUUUUACUAAUUGGUCCUGUCCAGAACAUCCUUCAUAUCGUGCACGUGGAAGGUCGAUGUUAAGUGGUCAUAGGCACUCAAUUAGAGAUUAUGCCGGUGAUGAAGCUGCAUCGAGUCACAGGUCUGAGGGUGCAUCAACAUCAGAAAGUCGUAGAUUAAGAAGAAGAAGCAUUAGCAUGACUCCAGAGAUUGGGGAUGAUAUCGUAAGGGCUGUGCGCGCCAUGAAUGAAUCACUGAAGCAAAAUCGAAUUUUGAGGGAGCAAGGAGAUGAUAGGUCAUUUGCAAACUCUUUAGAUGACAAGGAUAAUGACACAAGUUUUUCGGGAAAUGUUUCAAAUUUUGAUCUUCAUGAUGAAAUUUCUGGUGGAAGAUCUGCUUUAUAUGCUCUUCAAAGGGACCAUUUAAACUCCCAAAAGGCUAUUUCUUUGCCUUCAUCUCCACAUCAGUAUAGGAGUCAAAUGUUAGAGCAGAGGGAACCUUCAGGUUAUGCAGUAAAUGAUGAUUUGGUUUCUACUUGGAACAAAGUUUUGGAAUCUCCCAUGUUUCAAAGAAAACCUCUCUUGCCUUUCCAAGAAUGGAAUAUUGAUUUCUCAGAGCUAACUGUUGGUACUCGUGUUGGGAUUGGGUUUUUUGGGGAAGUUUUCCGUGGCGUAUGGAAUGGAACAGAUGUUGCGAUUAAGGUUUUCCUUGAGCAAGAUCUUACUGCCGAAAACAUGGAGGACUUUUGCAAUGAGAUAUCCAUUCUUAGCCAGCUUCGGCAUCCUAAUGUUAUCUUGUUUAUGGGUGCUUGCACAAAGCCUCCUCAUUUAUCAAUGGUUACUGAAUAUAUGGAAAUGGGGUCCUUGUUUUAUUUGAUCCAUUUGAGUGGUCAAAAGAAGAGGCUCAGUUGGCGGCGGAGGUUAAAAAUGCUGCGUGAUAUAUGCAGGGGAUUGAUGUGCAUCCAUAGAAUGAAGAUAGUUCACCGUGACCUUAAAAGUGCAAACUGUCUUGUCAAUAAGCAUUGGACAGUUAAGAUCUGUGAUUUUGGGCUCUCUAGAGUAAUGAUAGAAAGACCUAUGAGAGACUCCGCUUCUGCAGGAACUCCUGAAUGGAUGGCACCUGAACUUAUACGUAACGAGCCCUUCACUGAAAAAUGUGAUAUUUUCAGCCUUGGCGUGAUAAUGUGGGAGCUCUGUACACUAAAUAGACCAUGGGAAGGAGUUCCACCUGAAAGGGUAGUUUAUGCUGUUGCUAAUGAAGGAUCACGUUUGGAUAUUCCUGAAGGUCCACUGGGCAGACUAAUUUCAGAUUGCUGGGGAGAAUGGCAAGAAAGGCCAAGCUGUGAAGAGAUACUCGCCCGAUUGCUCGACUGCGAGUAUACACUUUGCUGAUACUCUUUUUUGUUUCUCGUGUAUAGAAAACAUGGUAGAGGAGUUUCAAUCUGUUUCGGCUAAAUCUGUCAACUACUUUUUAUUUUCCCCUGCACUCAACACUUCAAAUGUUUCUAUCUGCAGCUUUUAAUGGAUCUAUUGGAUAUUUUCUUUUUGCAAUAAAUAAAGGAAAGAAAAAUUUGCCUUUUUCAAUACAAA